CGACUACACACUUGAAAAGGCCCCCAUGGGGUGUUGGAAGAAAAUCAGAAAGAUGUUGGAUUUGUAUGACGGAAGUUGGACGACAGAAACUACACGGUCGGCCGUGGUGGAUAUCAUCGGCUGACGCUUCGAGGUGUGGGCAGCAAAUGUGUCCCUCGUUAUGCUGAUGUGCAAGAUCUCCUGCAAGUGUCGAUUCCGUGAGUGGAAGUGACGACAGUUACCAAACAAGUAGUCAUGGUUCAGAUCGGCCUUAUAACGGCCAGUGCCUAUUUCGCCCUGAUCGCACUCUGGUGGCUGAUUCAGGUCACGAAACGCUACCACUUCAUGAAACAGCGACACUGUGAUUUCUUUAACUCAGUUACCUACCCUUGUUGUGCCUGGGACAAGAAACACCCGGUAGAGGGCGUGUUCAAAGUGAUUUCUAGUCUCGCUAUAGCGAUCAUUUUAUUUUCUUUCAAUGGUGCUGCCAAAGUGGACUUCUUGACUAAUAGAGAAAUUGCAACGAUAUUCAUGUUUUUUAUGGUUUCGGGUGUGAUGGACAUUUUAGCCCGAUGGAGCGGGAAUACAUUCUACCAACAACUAGACUAUGUGGCUCUCAUGUUGUUUUUCACCAUCCAAUCAGUGGUUUUCGUGUCAAGGUCACAAUUCUCGGAGCAGCCAGUGACGGUGUUGUACUCGCUCAUGCUGUACACAUCCCUCGCCACCCUUGCUGCAACUGCCAUGGAAAUGAAGUAUGGGGAUCAGGUGCUGUGUCCAGUCAUGCGGAGUUAUCUCCUCUUGACUCAAGGGACAUGGGGCCUACAGGUGGCGUUUCUGGUCGAAGACAAAUCUCUCAUGGUCAACACUGACUCGGAUAAGAUCUUGUUGGUGGUCAUGUAUUUUACUUGGCAUUGUGGAAUUAACUUUUUCCUGAUUUUGUCGAUUUGGUUGAUUGUGUUCAAGAUGUUGCAAAAGCAGAUAUGUUGCUGUGUUGCCACGGACACCGCUGCCGGACAAGAUACCAUCUACCUGGAGAACAGGGUGCAUUUUGAUUAUCAUGUUUUAGACAGAUUCGAAUCUGAUGUUGAGUAAAGAACAAUAAGGAAUGACGAGGUAAAGAAGAUGCUGGUUGAUACGGAGCGUAACACACCUUCAGAUGGUGCUACCAUGGAAACUGUGUCAUCUUCAUUGUACAUCAGUACAUUGAUAACAAUGUCGACAUGGUUAAGUGAGAGCUCUUUGAAAAUAUCAGGGUCUUCCACAGAAGUAAAUAUCUUUCAGAAAUAUAUUUCUGAGUUCCAUGUUUUAGGAUCUCCCAUUGUUUGCCAGGAUGAAGCCAGUAUAUUUGAGAUUACAUAUUGGAGUUAAGUAAAUCCCCCCCCGCCCCCGGAUUAAUAAGCAGUGUCAACUAAGCAUGUAUUGUACAUGUCGGCCCCUCGAGAUAUAUUUCCUCUCCUAAAAAUGUAUGUUCUUGUUCCUGCCAGUAAGAUUGUCGUGAAGACAGUUAUCCCACAAUGCCUCAAUCUUCAAAGUGUAGUAUUAGUGUUGGCAAUCAUAACUCAGUAUUACGGGAGCAUCUUUGAGGAGAGCUGCCAAUGUUUUGUGUUAAUGCCCGGUUUAUGGAUAGUUUUGAUUUGCUCUGUUUUCCAGUUUUAAUAAACUUCAUUUGGGGAAGAGGGUCAAGUUUUAAUAAACUUCAUUUGGGGAAGAGGGUCAAGUUUUAAUAAACUUCAUUUGGGGAGGAGGGUCAAGUUUUAAUAAACUUCAGUGGUUGAGAGGGAGGGGCAAAUUGACUGCUGGGAAUUCCGUUUAUUGCUAAAAAUAGAAUGAAGCCAAAACUUCAAUCAAAACUCUCCAUAUUAGUCAGACAUUGAUACCGGAGUAUUAUGAUGAUUUGUUCUGACAUAUCUUUAUCAAGUUUAUUCAAUGUGGAUAUUGAUGAACUUUCUCUAGAAUUUUAUGACAGUUUUUGCUUUCACUUGGAGUGAAAGGGAUUAAUUAUUUUAGAUAAGUGUGUUUUCAUCCCUGGUUUAUUCUGACACUGCACAGCAGGACUGAACCGUCUUGCAUGUUCGAAUCAUUGGUUCUCUCCCUUUGCCUUGCAGGGCCACCCAAUAGAACAAGCUAGGGCCGGCUAUCCAUACAGAUCCCAUUUCUGGUGUCCCCCGCCGUGAUAUUGCUGGUAUAUUGCUAAAAGCGGCAUAAAACCAUACUUACUCACUCAUAUCGAUAAUUGUUCAUCGUUCUUCCGAUUAUCAAUCUUUUUACCCAGCCCUAGAACAAGCUAUGAGGCAUCCAAAGAUUCAGUGCCCCUAACAGCAUUAUGUGACAGACUUUAUAUGAAAGGAUGUGAAUGUGUCUACCAUGUCUACUGCUUGAAGAAUUGUGACAAUACAGAUGUUCUGAUAUUUUUUUCUAUUUGUGAGGUCUUCUGAGUUCUUUACAGGAUCCUACACACAGCUCUAUACAGGUCCUACUCACAGCUCUAUACAGGUCCUACACACCGCUCUAUACAGGUCCUACACACAGCUCUAUACAGGUCCUACACACAGCUCUAUACAGGUCCUACACACAGCUCUGUACAGGGUCCUACACACAGCUCUAUACAGGGUCCUACACACAGCUCUACACAGGUCCUACACACAGCACUAUACAGGGUCCUACACACAGCUCUAUACAGGGUCCUACACACCGCUCUACACAGGGUCCUACACACAGCUCUACACAGGGUCCUACACACAGCUCUGUACAGGGUCCUACACACAGCUCUACACAGGGUCCUACACACAGCUCUACACAGGGUCCUACACACAGCUCCAUACAGGGUCCUACACACAGCUCUACACAGGGUCCUACACACAGCUCUAUACAGGUCCUACACAUGUGGGUUUUAAUUCCAUUCUACAAAAUGUCUGGUUGUGUCUCUGUGCUGGAAUCACAGUCAGCCACUAUCUUCAUUACAGUAAUGUUGCAUUUUAAUUCACAAGUGACUUUCAAAUUUAUGUCAAGGAAUAUGAAUGUUAUGUCCAUGUGCCUAGCUACUUAAAUAUAUUUUAAUGUAUUUAAAUUUAUGUACAAAUACUGUACAAAUGGUAGAUGUGUUUUGGUACCACGCCAUGACUUUGUGUUGUUUACAACUUCUGGUCAAGCCAAAAUAUACCAAGUGCUGUAAUGAUGUAUUUACAUUUGAAAUUGUUGAGUUUUACACUUCGAAAUGAUUGUUUCUAUUGUGUCUCUUCACAUAAAUAAUGUGCAAUGUUUUCCUGGGUAAGACCAAUCUUCCAAGAUGUUGAAAGUCAUGACCAUUAUUUUCUUGUAAAGGCCCGAUAUAUUUCAUAUUCGGAGGAGGGAGGGGGUAAAAUUAUAUAUUCCCGAAAAUGCUUGGAAAAACAUUUAGUCUGUUUGACAUGCUGGUCGUUCUGAAACAAAAUAAGGGGGAGGUGUCAUAUUCUGCCUUACAGAAGUGUUUUUGUGUUUUUUGAUGUGUCAAAGAAAUGAGGACUGACACAAUUGUCUCACCUUUUUCUCUGUUUUUUUAAGUAUUAUUUGUUUGGGUGAAAAACGUUACUGUCUGCGCAUAAUGAAUAUAAUCAGGUUUUGUUUGUCAGAUCCAGAUCCCCCUUUUGAAAAUCACAAAAAUGUGGUAUACACAUGUGGCAGUUUAAUAUUCCACCCAAAAAUACAGUGGACUCGGCAUCUGCGUUCUCCGACACUCUUUAUAAACCAGCAUCUAUCAGCUUCCCGUGGCAUGGGAGUUAAAUGACUUUAAAAGGCCAGUUUCCAACCUUGCCGAACUUGGCUUGAAUUAUGGAGUUACAUUUUGGCUGGAUUAACAAGUCUAUGGAUAGGCCAAUCAAAAUCAUGUAACAAACUUGACAACCGGUUGGUUUUUAAUGUGCAGAUUUCCGUCGACUGCAGGAUUUGCAAAGAAUAUGUACAGUCAACUGGGCAUCGAUUUUGCAAAUCUUUUCAUGUUUUUAAUCAAGGUGCUCAAUUUAUUUGAUGCACUGCGCAGGGUAAGACCCGUUUUAUUACAAUAUAGAUCUUAAUUAUUGAUCAGUUCGUCUUGCCUGGGUGCUGACAUUUUGUUUGAAGCAAAUGCAAGGGAUAUGUGAGAUGGAAACUGAUUGGUCAAUAGAAGGGACAUCAUGUAAUAGCUACUGGUGGUGCUCCGAUCGAGCCUGGAAAUUCCAGCCUAGUUCGGCAAGGGUGGAAACUGGACUUUUAUAGUCAGUUAACUCCCUUACCUCAGGAAGAUGGGUAUCUGUGUACUCCACCACUCUCUAUACGCCGUUAUCUGAGUACUCUGGCACUCUAUCAACCAAUCUUUAUUUCCGGUCCUGGCAAAAUUUGUUUCAAACAUCAUUAUUUAAACUCCAGCCUCUGCCUGUCCCAGUCUCCAGUCACCUCUCUAUUGACCAGCAUUGCUUCCUGACGAGAUGAUUACCGGCCCAAGAGGAUUACACGGACAUUUGGUUGUCUUCAAUGUAUCUCCCUUCUGUGUGGUCUGCAUUUUUGAUGCCGUAUCAGACAGAGGACAAAGUACCUUGCAAGGAUUCAGUCAAUACAUUGUCAUCGGUAAAACAGUUGCCAGCUGGCCAAGAGGUUUUAAAACUGUUACACAUCACCUGAUUGAAGAUGCCAUUUAAAUUGUCAGUCUCUGAGCAUGUUGUGAAUACCGUAGACAUUUUGUAUCUAUGUUUUGUUUGUAAAACAAUUUAGUUUGGCCUUACCUAAUAAGAGAAAAAUAACUGCAUGUUUUGUUUUUAUCAUAGAGGAAAUACCCCACUUUUGAAACAGCAUGUAUUUAUACUGUGUCUUCUGUGAUUGGUGCCAUGUUACCAUGGUUACAGAAAGUAAUUUUUUUAUCUACAGUCUGAUGUUAACAUGAUUAAUGUUCUAGUCCAGGUAUACAGGUACUCUAUGCUGUUUUUGUAUGUUUUCCAUUGUGCAAUAUUCUGUUCACUGGGUAAUUAUCAUCCUGGUUAUGAAAUAUUCUGUAUAACACCCUAUGUUUUAUAUGACAAUAGUUAAACUGUCAUGGCCAUUAAAUGUACAUGAUAGUUUAACUUAAGUCAUAUGAAGAAAUCAGGUGUUCCUCCACUUCUUUGGAGUAGUAUAUAUGUAUUGCUGCUGUACCUGUGUGUUGGCCUGAUUGAUGUGACCUGGGAUAGGCGAGAACUACGCUACUGGUCAAAGGCCUGUCUUCAGCGUGGUUUAAUCUGCAGUGCCUGAAGUUAAGCUGUAUUGGUGGAAUUACCAUCUAGUGUAUUAUGUAUUACUUAGUACUAAGGUCAUGCUAUAGGUACUCGUCUGAUGAUUGAACAUCUUUAUAUUAGCAGCUUUUACCAGUCACCCAUGCUUUGCUUGUCGUAAGAGGCGACUAACGGGAUAGAGUGGUCAGACUCGCUGACUUGGUUGAUGCAUGUCAUUGUAUCCCAAUUGGGUAGAUCGAUGCUCAUUUUGUCGAUCACUGGAUUAUCUGGUCCAGACUCGAUAAUUUGCAGACUGACGUCAUAUAGCUGGAAUAUUGCUGAGUGUGAUGUUAAACGACAAACAAACAAACAAACAAACCAGUCAGGGUAUGUGCAUUCACUGACAUAACCUAAGCGAAGAGCUGGGUUUUGUAUUUGGAAUUAAAACUCCACUUUCGCAAGAGGCCAUCCUGAUUAAAGCUUUGUUGGCAUGGUUGUACAGCAGUGUUACAUUCCUUCUCCUGGUGGAGGUAUAAUAAUAAUAAUAAUAAUAAUAAUAGGCCGCAUAUUUCCACACCACACAGGGGCAUACUCAAAGCACUAUCAUUACCCAGUGUGCAUUCAACAAUCAUUCUCAGCUCCCUGAGGAUAAUACAACCCAUGCUGCCUGUUAGGCACUAGGUUAACAACCACAUCCUUCCUGGUACCCAUUUACUGCUGGGUGAACAGAGGCAUAGCUUGAACAAAGUCACUUGCUCAAGCAGACAUCACAUGUGGGGCUGGACCAAAGCCCUUGAAAUUCUCAAGCUGCCGAACGCGGUCACCCAUCCAUGGACUCUCCACGACGUUGCUUAACUUCACCUGAUUUGUCUCAUAGUAGCAUCUCUGCCAUACUGGGGGGGCACGGGUGGCCCAGUCGUCUAAGGCGCCGCAAUUCGCUGUGCAGGGUUGCAUCCCUUGGGCACGCCAGAAACCUAUGAUUGUGGGUUCGAAUCCCGGUUCGCC
This is a messenger RNA of Haliotis rufescens (red abalone), 6179 nucleotides long. Its product is annotated as transmembrane protein 45B-like. The transcript has 2 exons. Lineage: Eukaryota; Metazoa; Mollusca; Gastropoda; Lepetellida; Haliotidae. The record is from RefSeq and is a predicted model, not a curated record. The coding region runs from base 235 to 1071 and encodes 278 amino acids.